Neopelma chrysocephalum (saffron-crested tyrant-manakin) is the source of this 1337-nucleotide messenger RNA. RefSeq names its product retinaldehyde binding protein 1 (gene RLBP1). Bases 149 to 1099 code for a protein of 316 amino acids. The record is from RefSeq and is a predicted model, not a curated record. Gene Ontology annotation, molecular function: phosphatidylinositol bisphosphate binding. Lineage: Eukaryota; Metazoa; Chordata; Aves; Passeriformes; Pipridae. Gene Ontology annotation, cellular component: membrane. The transcript is spliced from 8 exons.
CUCUACAAAGCUUUCGCCCGGCUUUCUCACUGCUCCACUCUGGCCUCACCAUCCCUGCGUCCACCUCAGCCCUGUGCACUGACCUUCUGUGGACAGUUCAGCUUUUCCUCUCCUUGUGUCCUGCAGCUGACAGAGGACAGAGGACAACAUGUCUGCGGUUACGGGCACAUUCCGGAUCGUCUCGGAGGAGGAGCAGGCCCUGCGCACCAAGCUGGAGCGCCUCACCACCAAGGACCACGGCCCCGUCUUCGGGAAGUGUGAGAAGAUCCCCCCACACACCCUGCAGAAGGCGAAGGAUGAGCUGAACGAGAUGGAGGAGCAGAGGGGGGUGGCGGUGAAGGCGCUGCGGGAUCUGGUGCAGGAGCACGCGAGCGGCGACGACGUUUGCAAGGCGGUGGCCGAGAAGGUGCAGGGGAAGGAUGAUUCCUUCUUGCUCCGCUUCAUCCGUGCCCGCAAGUUCGAUGUCCACAGGGCCUAUGAGCUGCUGAAAGGCUACGUGAACUUCCGCCAGCAGUACCCUGAGCUCUUUGAGAACCUGAGCCCCGAGGCCGUGCGCAGCACCAUCGAGGCCGGGUAUCCCGGCAUCCUGGCCAGCAGGGACAAGCAUGGGCAGGUGGUGAUGCUCUUCAACAUCGAGAACUGGGAUUACGAGGAGAUCACCUUUGAUGAGAUCCUUCGUGCCUAUUGCAUUAUCUUGGAGAAGCUGCUGGAAAACGAAGAGACCCAGAUCAAUGGGUUCUGCAUUGUUGAGAACUUCAAGGGCUUCACUAUGCAGCAGGCAUCAGGGAUCAAACCCUCUGAGCUCAAGAAGAUGGUGGACAUGCUGCAGGACUCCUUCCCAGCACGGUUCAAGGCCGUCCACUUCAUCCACCAGCCUUGGUACUUCACCACCACCUACAACGUGGUCAAACCAUUCCUGAAGAGCAAACUGCUGGAGAGGGUCUUUGUGCAUGGGGAGGAGCUGGAGUCCUUCUACCAGGAGAUUGAUGCUGACAUCUUGCCAGCUGACUUUGGUGGCAACCUGCCCAAGUACGAUGGCAAAGCAACUGCAGAGAAGCUCUUCGGGCCCCGCAUCGAGUCGGAAGACACAGCUCUCUAAAGCAGGGGCCUGCUCCCCCUGCCCUGUACAGUAGCAUCAGAGGUGGCCCUCUAACCCCAGCCACCUCCUUUCUGUAGCAUUGGUCGAGUGACUGCUCGUGAUGAGGCGCUCUGGGCACGUUGCUCCACGCCUGUCCCUCCCCUCCCCACUCCAGGCAGCGGGGCUGCCCGGCAGCUCUGUCCCUCCCGGGCAGAGCACCCUUCCCUUGGGAGCCAGCAGAGAAAGGAGGCCACCAGCC